Rubroshorea leprosula is the source of this 1406-nucleotide messenger RNA. NCBI's taxonomy places the organism in Eukaryota, Viridiplantae, Streptophyta, Magnoliopsida, Malvales, Dipterocarpaceae. The record is from the annotation of a GenBank genome assembly.
UUGAAGGAAAAGGCGGAGACAUCAAUGCUUUUGCACACUUCCCUCAUUUAGAGGCCCCUCCUUUGGUGAUACAUACGUUUCUAGCUCUUUUUCAUCUUCUUCUUCUUCAUGGCAAUGGAAGAAUACCCAAGAAUCCCCAUGGAGAAAACAAGAAAGAUCAUACGAAGAUCAGUCCAUACCUUUCUUCAACACUAUCAUUACCUCACAACAACCGCUGCCCUUCUUGCUCUUCCCUACUCUGCCUCAGCUCUGCUUUCACAAGCCUUUGUCCCCUCUUCUUCAUCUACCCUCCUCCCCACCUUAUACUUCCGUCUCAAGGCUCUUUUCCAAGCAGCCGGAUUCCCUCCCUCCUCCCAAUUUUUCAGCCUACUCAGCCUCAAGAUCUCUCAAACCAUCUCUUCCUCGGUCUUCGCUCUUCCUUUCACCCUUUCCUUCCUCCUCCUAGCCAAAGCCUCUGUGAUCCAUUUCUUGAACCGAUACAAACAUCCCUCGCUGCCGUCUUUCUCUUCCUUCAUAUCCCUCUACCAGCCUCUCCUCAUCACCUACUUAUGCAACUCUCUUCUCCUCCUCUCUGCAAAUGCAACCGCCUUUAGCAUCCUAUUCUUCGCCUUCAAUUUGCUUGAAGAAUUUGGCUUUUCCUCUCCCAAUUUCUUCUUCAUUUUUUCAGCGGCCGGAGCUGUUCUAUACUCAAUCAUCAUUGCAAAUGCCCUGAUCAUCUGCAACUUAGCAUUGGUUUUAUCCGGUGUGGAAGGAUCCGGUGGGUACUUGGCAAUUCUCAAGGCUUUUGUACUCAUACGGGGAAGAACUUCAACAGGGUUAUCCUUGGCUGUGCCUGUAAACUUAGUCAUGGCCGCCAUUGAAGCCCUCUUCCAUUUCAGAAUCGUCAGAGCCUUUCACUUCACCGGUAAGGUCACCCCUGAUAUGGGAUUAGAGGGGAUGUUGAUUGCUUUCCUCUACUCUAUUUUAGUUGUUCUUGACACUGUUGUGAGUUACAUCUUCUUCAAAAGCUGCAAGAAUGGUUCUUUAAUGGAAGAAGAAGGCAGAUUCUAUUACAGAACUGAAAUUGCAAGGGAAGAUGGGGAUGAACAUCUCCAGUUGAAGAAUAGUGAAGAAAUCCCAUAGAAGAUAUUAAUUGAUGGAAAUAAACAAACCAGGAUCAUCAAAUUCUUUUCUUGAAAUUUGCAGAAAAAAGACUGCAGAAGGAAUUGUGAAAUAAAUUUGUCUGCAAAAUUUAUUUGUUCCUCCAAUUCAUCUUGUAGAUUGGAAAAUGUUAUAGAAUGAUACUGAUUUUCUCUUUAUAAAUUGGUUUUUUUUCUCUCUUAAAUGGGUUUUCUGUGGGGAUAUAGAAACAGUUGUGGAGAAAGAUGCACCAAUUGAUAAAGGAAUAAUAUACGUGAAAUUGUCAU